Drosophila takahashii is the source of this 769-nucleotide messenger RNA. RefSeq names its product Tim17a1 (gene Tim17a1). Gene Ontology annotation, molecular function: transmembrane protein transporter activity. The record is from RefSeq and is a predicted model, not a curated record. Gene Ontology annotation, cellular component: TIM23 mitochondrial import inner membrane translocase complex; mitochondrial inner membrane. Gene Ontology annotation, biological process: protein import into mitochondrial matrix. NCBI's taxonomy places the organism in Eukaryota, Metazoa, Arthropoda, Insecta, Diptera, Drosophilidae.
AUGGAGUACAACCGCCAGCCGUGUCCCAUCAGGAUUGUGGAGGACUGCGGAUGCGCCUUUAUGAUGGGCACAAUAGGAGGUUCGCUGUUCGAGUUCCUCAAGGGUUUCCGUAACGCUCCUUCUGGACUGCGACGUGGCCUUUAUGGCGGCUUUGAUUCGGUGAAGAUGAGAACACCAAGCAUUGCCGGGAGCUUCGCCAUUUGGGGAGCUACCUUCAGCACGGUGGACUGUGUCCUGGUCUCCUACCGCCAGCGGGAGGAUGCCUGGAAUUCGAUAAUCAGUGGAGCCACCACCGGCGGUAUUUUGGCAGCACGCAAUGGAAUCCGGGCCAUGGCCAACAGUGCUCUUGUGGGCUGCCUGGUUUUGGCCAUGAUUGAGGGAGCCGGUGCUGCAGUGGCCACUAUCAAUGCAGCCGAUGGAGAGACGAAUCUACCCAUCAAUCCUCAGCGGCCUCACUGGGAGGCCUUGAUAGAGGACACCGUAAAUGCUGAUUUACAGCAGAAUUUUGCCGAGGCGGAGUUUGAGCAGGUGCUGGAAAAAUGUAGAGCGUACAAGUCCAGUAUUGGUAAAGCUGCUUCUGUAGGAUCCACGCCAGCAAAUAGUCACGAAAGGGUGACUACAGAUGAGAAGCCUUUUCACUCGCUGUUGGAUCUCGUCAAACUGGCCGAGAUUCUCUGAUAUUGCUUAAACAAAAAACUUUUUGUGUUUCUUCAAUCUUUCGGUUUCGUGGUCGCUCAUCCAAAUUAUUUGCAUGUGCUAAUUUUCUCUG